Molecule: messenger RNA, 183 nt
Organism: Eruca vesicaria subsp. sativa (arugula)
Lineage: Eukaryota; Viridiplantae; Streptophyta; Magnoliopsida; Brassicales; Brassicaceae
Source: the annotation of a GenBank genome assembly
AUGUGUGAAAGCCAAAGAUCCAGCAGCAACAUGAGUUCACCUUCUCGCAGAUAUAGAUUCUCAGUGACUUAUUCAGACCUUAACAGCAUAGAAGCUGGUUGGCAGGUUAGCCGGAUUUAUAUGUUGACAAUAAUACAAGACUCUUCACUUAUUGGACUGCAGGUUCGUGAGACUAUUGUAUAA